AUGUCAAAGACAGAGACCAAGCACACUAUCCUGAAUCGCGACGGGCUCAAGCUCAUUGGAUUUCUCGAGAGCAAAAAUACUGGUCUGAACAUUGAUGACGGAAAGGGCCAAAAACUUGUCUUGAUCAACCAUGGAGUAUACGCGAACAAGAACUGGGGAUUCUUUAGAGAGCUCGCUGCUUCGUUGCCAUAUCCAUCGUAUAGAACUGACUUCCGUGGUGAAGGAGAAUCUGAAGGCGAAUUAGGAUAUGGAUCAUACCAGGAAGACGUAGACGACCUCGAAAUCAUCGUCGCCUACCUACGAGAACGCAACUGGAACGUAUACGGAAUGAUCGGACAUUCUCGCGGUGGAAACAUCUCUCUCUUCUACGCCCAACGACAUCCACACUCUCUCCGCUUUGUAUGCACUGUGUCAGCACGAUUCUACUUUAGAGAUGGCUUUUUACGUAAACAUGGAGGUGCAGAUGGUGAAGACAUGAAGAGCUUAAAAGAACAAGGAUACUUCAUCAUGAAUAUGAGGGCUAGAGGUGCCAUUAGACCAUUCAGAAUCUCACCCGUUGAGUGGAAUAAGCUUAUGAAUUCAGAUGAUGCUGUCCGUGAAGCCAGAAAUUUGCCAAAGACUCUGCCUGUAUUCUUGCAGCAUGGAGCUGCUGACGAGACCGUCCUAGUCUCAGAUAUCGCCAACUUUGCCUCGCUCAUACCAAACGCUAGUGUUAAGCUCAUCUUGGGCGGUGAUCAUUUCUUUGGCAACAAGGCCCAUGCCUCAGAAGCAGUUAAAAAUAUUGUCGAAUGGAUUCAGUAUAAUGAAACAUCUCUCCGUGUAUUCUGGAGAACAUUCGGUGAAGAGAGAAGACUGCUCAAGAUUGAAGGUGUUCCGAAUGCAAGAGACGUUGGAGGUUACCCUUGUGGUCCUUCUAAAAUCGUUCGUUGGGGACGGAUAUUUAGAACUGGGAGUGUCCAUGAAGUGACAGAAACCGGAACCAAAACCUUGUUGGCAUUGGGAGUCAAGACCAUUUUUGACUUAAGAUCUAUACCCGAGGUGCAGAACAAUGGAGUCGCAGAUCUCAGCUCAUUGGGAAUAACCCGAGUACAAUGUCCAGUAUUUGAGAUGGAAGAUUACUCACCUGAAGCUCUUGCUAUCCGAUGGGGUCAGUACUCGAAAGGACCUGAUGGAUUCUCGCAAGUCUACACCAUGAUGAGUAGUAAAGGAGCCACCGCAUACCGCCAAUACUACCGCCACCUACUAGAAAAAGACACCCCUUGCAUUAUCCACUGUAGUGCUGGAAAGGAUCGAGUGGGAACUGGAAUCGCACUGCUGUUGUCGUUCUUAGGGGUUGAUGAUGAUAUUGUUGCGAGGGAUUAUGCUAUGAGUGCUGUUAUUGAAGGCCGUGAUCGUGACGAGAAUGUCCUGAAGGAUUUCAUGGUUCGAUACAAGGCACAAACUGGAACUGAAAUUGAUAUGCAAGGUGCUUCGAAUAUGCUUGGUACCAACCCGGCUUCAAUGCUUGGAGCACUAAAAGGAAUCCGUGCCAAGUACGGAUCAUUACAACAGUACUUUGUCAACGAAAUCGGUUUCACCAAGGCCGAAUGUGACAAGCUACGAGAAAAAUUACUUGUCGCACCUCCAGAAAUGCCUGCAUCUUUUAGAGCCCUCAUCUAA
Messenger RNA from Synchytrium microbalum, 1659 nucleotides. RefSeq lists its product as uncharacterized. The record is from RefSeq and is a predicted model, not a curated record. Gene Ontology annotation, molecular function: phosphoprotein phosphatase activity. Lineage: Eukaryota; Fungi; Chytridiomycota; Chytridiomycetes; Synchytriales; Synchytriaceae. The coding region runs from base 1 to 1659 and encodes 552 amino acids. The transcript is spliced from 10 exons.